This is a messenger RNA of Olea europaea var. sylvestris, 1453 nucleotides long. RefSeq names its product E2F transcription factor-like E2FE. Gene Ontology annotation, biological process: regulation of transcription by RNA polymerase II. Gene Ontology annotation, molecular function: RNA polymerase II cis-regulatory region sequence-specific DNA binding; DNA-binding transcription factor activity, RNA polymerase II-specific. The transcript is spliced from 11 exons. Gene Ontology annotation, cellular component: RNA polymerase II transcription regulator complex. Bases 197 to 1300 code for a protein of 367 amino acids. The record is from RefSeq and is a predicted model, not a curated record. NCBI's taxonomy places the organism in Eukaryota, Viridiplantae, Streptophyta, Magnoliopsida, Lamiales, Oleaceae.
CUAAGACCCGCCAAGUCAACAAUAAUUCUCAACGGUCCCCUCUCUCUGUAUCUAUAUAAAUAUACACGAUGUGUAGAGAAUUUGCUGAUCUUGAGAUUUUUUUUUCAUCAAAAACCCCCAAAUACUUGUGAAGAAACAGUAGAAUUUUACGUGUGUGUGUGUGUGGGUGGGUGGGUAGAGUUUAAACUUCGAAGAAAUGGCUUUACCUAAUUCAGAUAUGUCAACUGAAUCUGGAUCUAAAUACACGCCGUAUUGCCGGAAGCAGAAAUCACUUGGUCUAUUGUGCUCCAAUUUCUUGAGCUUGUACAAUCGGGACGGUGUGGAAACAAUUGGACUUGAUGACGCAGCCUCGCGAUUAGGGGUGGAAAGGCGGCGGAUCUAUGAUAUUGUCAAUGUUUUGGAAAGUGUUGGUAUUUUGGCUAGAAAGGCAAAAAAUCGGUAUACUUGGAAGGGUUUUCGAGCAAUUCCUAAGGCUUUGCAGGAUCUAAAAAACGAAGGUUUAAAGGAGAAUUGCCAUGGAGCUGAUGGAAAUUGCUCUGAGAAAGUUUCAGAUGAUGAUGAAGAUGAAACCUACUCAGAUACGAACAAUUUAAGUCAGAAUGAUAAAUCAAACCCCAAUUCUCUUUCUAAACUUUCAGUGCCACAAAAAUCUGGUGACAACAGAAAGGAGAAGUCUCUGGGGCUUCUUACACAGAAUUUUGUUAAGCUCUUCCUUUGCACUGAUAUGGAAUUGAUUUCUCUUGAUGAUGCUGCAAAGCUAUUGCUUGGGGAUGGAAAGCACACUUCAAUGACUACUCGAACAAAAGUCAGAAGGCUGUAUGACAUUGCCAAUGUCCUGUCUUCCAUGAAAUUUAUUGAAAAGAUUCAUCACCCAGAAACAAGGAAACCUGCAUUUAGAUGGUUGGGGCUAGAAAAUGGACCACAUAAUGAGUCCAAGAAACGGGUAUUUGGGACGGACCUUACUAAUUCCACGUUAAAGAGGUGCAAGGAGGAUGGGAACGCCAAGCUGCAGCUGCAAAAGCAAGUUAGACAUCAGAGUUUGGAGAAUGAGGUUGACACAUUAAAAACAAGUGCAAAGAGUUUCCAGUUUGGUCCUUUUGCACCUGUAAAUGUACCAAACGUUGAAGCUCCAGGCAAUGGCAAACCGAAACGAGUUAUUGAUUGGGAAAAUCUGGCCUCUACUUAUCGGCCUCGGUAUCACAAUCAAGCUUUGCGGGAUCUCUUCUCACAUUAUGCUGAAGCAUGGAAAUCGUGGUAUGCUGAAGUUGCCGGGAAGGAGCCAAUACAACUAAUGCCCUAACAGUUUGGAGGUCAUCAGGAGCAUUGAUGUACACUUAAUACUCUUCUCUGUUUUCGUCAUUUCACAAUCAAUGUACAUUAAUUAGAGGUUCGUAACAUUAGUUUUCUUGAAUAUUAAUUGAUUUCUCUAGUAUACAUGUUUUGAUUUUUCAGA